This is a messenger RNA of Lodderomyces margitis, 3450 nucleotides long. It is a transcript of the gene AFL1, whose product is annotated as inositol polyphosphate kinase. Gene Ontology annotation, biological process: inositol metabolic process; inositol phosphate biosynthetic process. The transcript has a single exon. Gene Ontology annotation, molecular function: diphosphoinositol pentakisphosphate kinase activity; inositol hexakisphosphate kinase activity; 5-diphosphoinositol pentakisphosphate 1-kinase activity. Lineage: Eukaryota; Fungi; Ascomycota; Pichiomycetes; Serinales; Debaryomycetaceae. Gene Ontology annotation, cellular component: cytosol. The record is from RefSeq and is a predicted model, not a curated record. The coding region runs from base 1 to 3450 and encodes 1149 amino acids.
AUGUCUACUCAACAGUCAUUGCCUAUACCGGGUUCAGAGAAGAAGAAACGAGAUUCAGAUCCAAUCUCAUUAGUUCCUCCCAGUGAAGGUGAAAGUGAAAGUGGAUCAAAGAAACAUCUCCUCCCCACCAUGUCGCCAUUGUCUUUGUCUUUAUCUGAGAAUGAUGAAAGUACUACCAUUUCCGAGAUGUUGGAUGAUAAGCCUAUACCAGCUACCGAAAAGGCAAUUGCGUCACUAGCGCCAAUGUUGGAAACUUUUGCCCCCAAAACCAGUGCGGAGGAUUCUGCCUCGAGAUUGGGGUCCAUUUCUUCAUCGCCAGGUAAUCCAGAUGCAACUUCGGAGUCAGUAGUGGAAGAAGUACAACCAUUGACGGCAGAAAAUCUAGGUGCUGGCAAAACCCAAUCCAAUUUGGUUUCUACAUUUGCAUCUAGUGGUGAAGGACAACGAUUAAACAAGACGAUAUCCAACUCAUCAAAUACGUCGAGAAAGUCAUUUUCGCAAACUACAAAUCGAGACCCCAACCACGUUACUAAAUUGCCCAAGAUUGGUAAGAUUGGGGUUUGUGCUAUGGAUACAAAGGCUUUGUCCAAACCAUGUAGGAAAAUUUUAAACCGGUUGAUUGAAAAUGGUGAGUUUGAAACAGUCAUUUUUGGAGAUAAGGUUAUUCUUGAUGAAACGAUUGAAAAUUGGCCCACAUGUGAUUUCUUGAUUAGUUUCUUUUCAACUGGGUUUCCCUUGGAUAAAGCUAUUGCUUAUGUCAAUUAUAGAAAACCAUAUAUUAUAAAUGAUCUUGUACUUCAAAAGGCUUUAUGGGAUAGGCGUGUUGUGUUGGCGAUCUUGAACCAUGCCAAUGUUCCUUCACCUGAAAGAUUGGAGAUUAGCAGAGAUGGUGGGCCAUACUUGGAGCUCCAAUUACUUGAAAGAUUAAAGGAGAUUGGAUUUUCUGAUGAAAAGGUUCAUGCGUUGACUCAUCAAGAAGAGCCUGAUUGGGAAAUGGUUGACGAUGACACCUUGAGGGUUGGUGACAAAACAAUUAAAAAACCCUUUGUCGAAAAACCAGUCGAUGGAGAGGACCAUAAUGUCUACAUCUACUACCCUAAAGCCACCGGUGGUGGUGGUAGAAAACUUUUUAGAAAGAUUGGAAACAAGUCAUCGGAAUUUGACCCAGAUUUGGUAUCGCCAAGAACUGAUGGCUCGUUUAUUUAUGAAAUGUUUAUGGACACCGAUAAUUUCGAAGAUGUCAAGGCGUAUACUGUGGGACCCAAUUUCUGCCAUGCCGAAACCCGUAAAUCUCCUGUUGUUGAUGGUAUCGUUAGAAGAAAUACUCACGGUAAGGAGAUUAGAUACGUGACGGAGUUGAGUGAAGAGGAAACAAUUAUGGCCCGAUCCGUUAGUGCUGCAUUCAAACAGACAAUAUGUGGAUUUGAUUUAUUGCGAGUUAAUGGUAAAUCAUAUGUGAUUGAUGUUAAUGGGUUUUCAUUUGUGAAGGAUAAUAACGAAUACUAUGAUUCAUGUGCCAGCAUCUUGAGAGGCUUAUUCCUUGAAGCUAAAAAGAAUAGAGAUUUGCUAAAGAACAGAGUACCAAAGAGUUUACAAACCAGUCAAUUUGAAGAAAAGGAGCAGAAAUGGGUAUUUAAAGGAAUGGUCAAUGUCAUUAGACAUGCUGAUCGUACACCAAAGCAAAAAUUCAAGUACUCGUUCAAAUCGCCCUUGUUUAUUAGUCUUCUCAAGGGUCAUACGGAAGAAGUGAUUAUUCGUGCCGUUGCUGAUUUGCAAGUGGUUUUAGAAACUGUCAAGAUUGCCGAGGAAAAGAAAUUGGAAGACCCCGCUAAAUUGAAACAAUUGAGGGUUGCGUUGGAAAAGAAGAUGAAUUUCCCCGGUACAAAGGUCCAGAUCAAGCCGUCGUUAAAUAGUGAGAAUCCAGAAUUGGUUGAUAAAGUGCAACUUAUCCUUAAAUGGGGUGGUGAAGCUACCCAUUCUGCCAAACAUCAAGCAUCCGAUGUUGGAGAGCAAAUGAGACAGAACUUGAAGUUGUUGAAUCGUGAAGCGUUGGAUGAUGUCAAGGUCUACACAUCGUCUGAAAGAAGAGUCAUUACUAGUGCUCAAUAUUUCACCACGUCGCUUCUUGGAUUGACCAAGGAACCAUUACCUGAUGAUUUCCUUAUUGUUCGUAAGGAUUUAUUGGACGAUUCAAAUGCCGCCAAGGAUUUGAUGGACAAAGUGAAGAAGAAGUUGAAGCCAUUAUUAAGACAAGGUGCCGAAGCACCACCGCAAUUUACUUGGCCGCCCAAAAUGCCGCAACCGUUUGUUGUCAUUAAACGUGUUUGUGAAUUGAUGAAUUUUUACCAUCAAAUCAUGAAUUACAAUUUUGAGACUAAGAAUGUGGCCGAGUUCCAACCAAAUUGGUGUUGUGGCGAAGAUCCCUACUUGUUUAAAGAACGCUGGGACAAGUUAUUUCAAGAAUUUAUCAGUGUUGAAAAGACACAUCCAUCGAAAAUUUCCGAAUUAUAUGAUACAAUGAAAUACGAUGCUUUGCAUAAUCGUCAUUUCUUGCAAAAGGUUUUCGCAUAUGAUCCUCAUGAUGAAGUGUUGUUGGAAAGAUUGAGAGAAACAUGUGGUGGUACGGUCAACUCUUCUGGGUUGGUUAGUGAAUAUCCAAUUAAUAUCUUGGCCAUGAAUAAUUUCAAACUUCCCGAUAAUAACGGAUCGGCAUCUACAUCACAUAGCAACUCCAGUACACAAUUGCAUACUUCAAAUACAGCAUCAGCAGGAUCUUUGGGUUGGGUCUUGAGUGGUGCCAGCGUUGGUGCAGGAGAAGGAUCCAAUACCAAAAACGCUAAAGCUCCCGAGAAUCCAUUCGAUUAUCCUACAUAUGCUAGAUUGAGAGAGUUGUACCGGUUGUCAAAAGUGUUGUUUGAUUUCAUAUGUCCUCAAGAGUAUGGUAUUAAGGAUGAGGAGAAGUUGGAUAUUGGGUUGUUAACUUCAUUACCAUUGGCAAAACAAAUCUUGUCUGAUAUCCAAGACAUGAAGAAGAAUAUAUCUUCACCAUCAGUGGUCAACUACUUUACCAAAGAAAGUCACAUUUACACUUUACUUAAUGUAAUUUAUGGAUCGCAAUUGCCAAUGAAAAUUGCCAGAAAUGCCUUGCCUGAGUUGGACUACUUAUCCCAAAUUGUAUUUGAGUUGUACGAAGCUGACGAUCCAACUAGUCCAUUGGGCAAAAAGCACUCAAUUAGGUUGUCGCUAAGUCCCGGAUGUCAUACGCAAGACCCAUUGGAUGUUCAAUUGGAUGAUGAUCAUUAUAUUGGAUGUAUUCCUAGAAUCAGUUUGACUAGGCAUUUGGAUAUGGAUUUGGUUACUCAACGAUUGAAAUCGAGAUUCUCAAGAGUUUCGUUGCCAAAGAAGUUCACUCCCGUGAAUAUCUCGAGUCCUUUAGUCGGUGGUAUUUGA